GAUAAGGUGGGACUGUGAACAUAUGCGAGACGAUAGGUCCGUACCGGGUCAUUUAUAGCAGCUGACAAUGCGGCUUGUCAGCGUGUUGUUCCUUCCCCUGGCCCUGGCGGCCUACAACGUGGAGAUCACGACCCACUGGGCAGGAGGCUUCCAGGGCAAGUUUUGUGUGGGCAUCACAGCGGAACUCACGACAUGGAAGGCGCACAUGGUCUUUGACCGAAAAGUAAAUGAUCUGCAGGCAUGGAGAGGCGAUGUGUCGGCUAAACCAGGAGGCAAGGAGUUCAUCAUCCAGAACAAGCCCUGGAACGGCGAAGAACAUCCAGGAGACAACCUCUGCAUGACCUUCCAAGGCACCACUGAAGGUGACGUCAUACCCCGUGCAACAGUGUUCAUCGAAGGCAUGACUGAUAAGGGCAAUGCAACAAUACCUCCCCACACAGACCCCGGGACUACGGGAGCUUCACCCACAGGCACACUGCCGUCAUAUGUUUUGUCUGGUCCUGCCCGCUACAACUACACCGAGGUGCUUGAUAUGUCCAUCCUGUUCUACGACGCCCAGAGAUCAGGUCCCCUCCCCAGCAACAACCCGAUACCAUGGCGAGGUGACUCCGCCCUGAACGACACGGGCGACGACGGAGAAGAUCUCACCGGCGGGUGGUAUGACGCUGGUGAUCACGUCAAGUUCAACUUCCCCAUGGCGUCUUCGUCGACGUUGUUGCUGUGGGGUCUCAACAGGUGGAAGGACGCCUACGAGCACGCCGGCCAGCUGGAUGCCAUGUACGACAUGAUCAAGUGGCCAUUGGACUACUUCCUGAAGUGCUGGCGACCUGACAAAGAAUGGUAUUAUGUUCAGGUUGGUGACGGGAAGGCUGACCACUCGUAUUGGGGCCGUUGUGAAGACAUGAAAAUGGCACGUCCAGCUCUCAAGGUCACGGCUGCUGAUGGCGGAAGUGACGUAGCCGGGGAAACAGCCGCAUCGCUGGCGGCCGGAUCCAUUGCCUUCGAAACCAAAGAUCCGGCCUACUCGGCUACACUUCUCAAGGCAGCCAAGAGCCUGUUUGCUUUUGGCAAAAAAUAUCCUUCGAUCUACUCCCAGAGUUUGCCGGAAGUCACAUACUACUACGCCUCUGGUCACUUCGAGGACGAGAUGUGUGUGGCUGCAUGCUGGCUCUACAAGGCGACCAAUGACAGUCAGUACCUGGACGACGCCAAGAAUUACGUCACAUCAGCCUGGGCCUGGGCUCUCUCGUGGGACAGUAAACUUGUGGCUUGUCAGCUGUUGUUGUUCGAAAUUACUGGAGAUUCCAAGUAUUCAACAAUGGUAGACGGGUAUAUGAUUGGGUGGACUCCAUCCCGGGGUAUGCAGUAUUCCACGUGUGGCCUGGCCUACAGAGACAAGUGGGGAGCCCUCAGAUACGCUGCCAACACGGCCAUGAUUGCCCUCAUGGCGGCUGAGGAUGGCCUCCAGACGGAGAAGUAUAGGAAGUGGGCUAUAGACCAGAUCAACUAUAUCCUUGGCGACAACAAGUAUCACAUGAGCUACGUCAUCGGCUACGGAAACAAGUAUCCCGUCAGGCCUCACCAUAGAACCAGUUCCUGCCCUGAUAUCCCCAAACCCUGUGGGUGGGAAGCCUUUGACAACCCUGGUCCCAACCCCCACCUCCUGAAGGGUGCCCUAGUAGGCGGCCCUGACAACACCGACGUGUACGUUGACGACAGGAAGGACUACGUCAAGAACGAGGUUGCAUGUGACUACAACUCCGGCUUCCAGACAGCCUUAGCGGGUCUCAUUCAUCUCCAGAUGAGCAAGCAGCUACCUACAGCUGAUCCUUCGAAGUGCUGAAUAAAUAAUGCAGCUCUGUUAUUUGGGCAUCGUAAAGUAUUGUUUCAACUUCAA
Molecule: messenger RNA, 1897 nt
Organism: Haliotis rubra (blacklip abalone)
Lineage: Eukaryota; Metazoa; Mollusca; Gastropoda; Lepetellida; Haliotidae
Product: endoglucanase E-4-like
Exons: 12
Coding region: 68-1843 (591 amino acids)
Biological process (GO): carbohydrate metabolic process
Molecular function (GO): polysaccharide binding; hydrolase activity, hydrolyzing O-glycosyl compounds
Source: RefSeq, a predicted model, not a curated record